Molecule: messenger RNA, 2246 nt
Organism: Arabidopsis lyrata subsp. lyrata
Lineage: Eukaryota; Viridiplantae; Streptophyta; Magnoliopsida; Brassicales; Brassicaceae
Product: heat stress transcription factor A-1
Exons: 2
Coding region: 241-621 (126 amino acids)
Biological process (GO): regulation of transcription by RNA polymerase II
Cellular component (GO): nucleus
Molecular function (GO): DNA-binding transcription factor activity; RNA polymerase II cis-regulatory region sequence-specific DNA binding
Source: RefSeq, a predicted model, not a curated record
GUUUAAUUUCUGUCAUUAGGGGUAUUUUGGUCAGAAUCUGCCUUAAUUGUCAAACCCUGAGAACUGAAUCUCACUUUGCCAAAUCGUAAGAGUAAAUCUUUUUUUCAUUGCUUUCGUGAAAAUUUCUUUUCCUUUUAUGUAUCUCUUUCGUGUUAGGGUUUGUUGAUUGAUAGAGAGAGCGUGAGAUCUGGCUGGAUUCUUCUUCUCGGCAUCUGUUGUUCGUUAGUUUGGAUUUGAAAAAUGGCUCUCAAUUUCCCAAAGGGAAUUGCUGCGUUCCAUGUGAAGGUAUACAAGGUUGUGGAAGAUCCUUCGACAGAUGCAAUAAUCUCAUGGGGCAAAGACAACAACAGUUUCGUCAUUUGGAAUCUGGAAGAGCUAAUCAGCAGUAAGAUACUUUGGAGAUUCCACUGCAUGAAAUUCCCCGAGUUUCACUCCGAGCUUAGGUAUUAUGGCUUUCAAAGAAUUAAGAAUGGGUCUGGGGAAUUGGAAUUUGGAAAUGAAGAUUUUGUGAGAGGCCAACCUGAGCGUUUGAAGAACAUGGUGAUGAGAGCUAUGAGUAAGAACAGGGCCAAAUUUAAUGCUAGAGAAGCAGUCAAGGAUCUGCAAAGUUUAAAGAUUUGAUCAGAAUCAUCCUUGCUUGCAUGCAUUUAUGUUAAAUAUUGAUAAGUUGCUUUCUUGUAUCAAUACUUUAGUGGCUUUGCUGAGAUAAUGAAAUUUGCGGAGCAAGUAACUAUAUAUACUACGUUAGUUAUAAUGUUAUCUUCUCAUUGCGUAGAACUUUAGAGAAUAUAUUAAUUAAGGUUACUUAUCUUAUGGCUAUACGCUUUAAUAGAUAUGUUGGUAUGGUUGUGCUGUUUUCAUUUCAAAGUCUCAAAAUCCUUCAUCUUUUGGCUUUAUCUUGUUGUGUAAUCUUUUUUUUUUUUUAAUUAUCCCAUGUGUGAUUUCUAAAAUCACACCUAAAGUGUAUUUGUGUAAGAUUGGAAGAGAAUUAAGGGCUGUAGAGACUGAAAGCUUGAUGUCCAAGCAACAUAUGAGAAGAUAAGCAUUGAUUAGAGCUUACUAGAGUCUAUCUAAGGUUGGUGUAGACUAAGCCAUAGUUAGAUAAUGCUUUAAUUUGCGACCACAUUAAAGAAGAAACGGCUACCACUCUGGUUUUGAGGUUGUAAGUUUGUCUUCUAGUGUUUUCAAAUGUUAAAAGUUUGUUUGUCGCUCAAGGACGCAAAACAUGUUUUUUCAAUCUGUCAUCUUUGAGAUAAGAUUGAGCCUUGGCGUUUGCACGGGAAACCCUAAUGGUGUCGCCACUAUAAAGGGAAGUUGUGAGCCAGAGGAGGGAGUAACACAAGCAGAGUAAAGAACAGAGAGAUAUUGAAAGAAGAGUGAAAAAGAGUAAACUUUUGUCUCACUUUCUUUCUAGCUUAGAAGUUACAGAGUGAGUCUAUUAGCCAGUGAAGGGAGGCGUUCACUUGUAAGCUUCUUUUAAGGCUGUAAUCUCUUUGAUAUCUAAUGGAUUCCGAGGACAGUCUCGACCCAGACGUAGCCUUUUUUGGGUGAAUUGGGUUAAUAAAUCACCUUGUGUUCCUCUGUUCUUGCAACUUUCUCCAAGUUCUUUGUGGGUUUAUUGGUCUGGUUACAGAGGAAAGUCAACACCCUUGUGACGGUUUCAGACCUAACCUCAUAAUGCGCUAAGAUCUAUCUAAUAAGAAUUCGAAGAAUUGGAUUUGAUUAAUAUUAGAAUGAGUACUAAAAGUUAUCAUACUCUCUAUAGUCUUCGACUUCUUUGUAUAGCCUUCAAUCGAAUGGAACUGCUUCCGUAGAUCUCGGGUUAUACUUUCUAUUCGACUCCGCAGAUUUCAGGAUCUUUGACCUAGUGGAUGACAUUGACAAGUUUUCUUGUACGACUAGAGCUCAUCGCUACGAGCUGGCCAUGUCAAAUCACGAGUUAUCUAUGGAGACACAUAUCUAUGUAGGGUUUUUCUUGACGUAGUCAGACGGGUUGUUGCGGAGUCUACUAUGGCAGACCAUUAUUUCUCGUGUAACAAAAACAAAUAUCUUCAGUUAUAAAAAAAAAUUCAACAGAUGAUGAAGAAGAUGAGGAAGAAGAUGAGGAGUAAGAAGAAGAAGAUGAUGCAGUGGCGGAGCUAGAACUUGUAUUUACGGGGGUCAAAAUGUCAAAUUAAUAAUUAUAGGGGUCAAUUUGUUCUUUGUAUUGGUGUCAAUUUGAAAAAUUUAGCCAAAAAUUAACUAAA